Molecule: messenger RNA, 2424 nt
Organism: Closterium sp. Naga37s-1
Lineage: Eukaryota; Viridiplantae; Streptophyta; Zygnematophyceae; Desmidiales; Closteriaceae
Source: the annotation of a GenBank genome assembly
AUGCUGCGCGACAUCUCAGGCGGGCAAAGGAAGCGAGUCACCACAGGCGUGUCCCUCGUGGGCCCCAAGCAAGUUCUCCUGAUGGACGAGAUCAGCACAGGGCUGGACUCCUCCACCACCUUCCUCAUCAUGCGCUGCCUGCGCCACCUCACGCACCUCCACGCCGCCACCACGCUCGUGGCACUACUCCAGCCCGCCCCCGAGACCUACGAGCUCUUUGACGACGUGCUGCUACUUGCAGAAGGCCACGUGGUGUUCCAUGGGCCCAGGGAGCAGGGGCAGUACUGGAGGGGGGGAGCGGCUGGGGCAGAUGGUGGGGCGGGUAGGAAAAGCCAGCCGUAUCACUAUGUGCCGGUGCAGGCAUUUGAGGCGGCAUUUAAGGAGACGCAGAUCGGCAAGGCCAUUGCUGCCCGCCUCUCGAUCAUCCUCGUGGCGCUCGUCACCAUGACCACCUUUUUCCGCACCACCCUCGACGUCUCCCUGCAAGACGACAACUAUUACCUCGGAGCCACGUUCUUCGGUGUGGUCAUGAUGCUCUUCAAUGGGUUCACGGAGCUCCCGCUAGUCAACUUCCGCCUGCCCAUCUUCUACCGCCAGAGGGACGCGUUUCUGUACCCCGCGUGGGCGUGGGCGGUGCCCUUAGAGCUACUCUCCAAGCCCUUCUCCGCCUGGGCCUCCAUUAUUUGGACUGCUUUCACCUACUAUGGGAUUGGCUUUGCACCGGAACCAGGCAGGUUCUUCAUGCACAUGUCUCUAUUUUGCCGCAUCCACCAGGUCGCCAUAUCAUUCUUCAUGCAGAUGCUGCUCUUCUUCCUCAUCCACCAGGUCUCCAUUUCUCUCUUCCGCCCCAUAGGAGCAGUGGGUCCCAACAUGGUGGUGUUCACGACCUUUGGCUCAUUCGCCGACAUCCUCUUUGUCGUCAUGGGCGGUUUCGUCAUUGCAAAACCCGACAUCAGCAACGUGUGGAUCUGGGCGUAUUGGAUUUCGCCUCUCAUAUACGCGCAGAACGCCCUCGCUGUUAACGAGUUUCUCGCGCCCCGCAGGAACGUCUCCGCAGGUCCCCUCUUCCCCACCACGGCCACCAUGGGGCAGGUGUUUCUGGAGAGCCGCUCGAUCCCAAUGGAUGACAAGUGGGUCGGCAUUGGUGUGGCGGCACUCAUUGGAUACAUCCUGCUUUUCAACCUCCUCACUGUUGCCACGCUCGCUUAUCUUGAUCCCUGCUCUCUUGCCUGCUCUCUUGCCUGCUCACUUGCCUGCUCACUUGCCUGCUCUCUUGCCUGCUCUCCUGCCUGCUCUCUUGCCUGCUCUCUUGCGUGCUCUCUUGCAUGCUCUCUUGCGUGCUCUCUUGCGUGCUCUCGUACCUGCUCUCGUGCCUGCCUCUCUUGCCUGCUCUUGUGCUUGCUCUCUUGCCUUCUCUCUUGCCUGCUCUCUUGCCUGCUCUCUUGCCUGCUCUCUUGCCUUCUCUCUUGCCUGCUCUCUUGCGUGCUCUCUUGCCUGCUCUCUUGCCUUCUCUCUUGCCUGCUCUCUUGCGUGCUCUCUUGCCUGCUCUCUUGCCUGCUCUCUUGCCAGCUCUCUUGCCUGCUCUCUUGCCUGCUCUCUUGCCUGCUCACUUGCCUGCUCUCUAGCCUCUGCUCUCUUACCACUCACCCCAACGCACCGACUCAUCCUGAGCCCUUAAUCUCUUAUGCUGCUCUCUCUCUCUCCCGUGCGCCUCUCCCUGCAUCGUGGGACCGCCCCCAACCGGUGGUGUCGGAGGAGCAGAUAGAGGCGAAGCACACCACCCACACGGGCGAGGUGGUGGUUGCAGCGGGCGGCAACAGGAAGCGGUCCACUCGGCAGGAUGCAGGCAGCGCUUUGGACCGCUACUGCACCAGCCACACAGGGGCCAAAGACGUGGAGUCCCAGGCCGAGUCCACCGAGGGCAAGCACAGCAUGGUGCUGCCAUUCGCGCCGCACUCGCUCUCCUUCCACAACGUCAGCAACUUCGUCGGCAUGCCCGCCGAGAUGCGCGCCGAGGGCGCCGCCCCCCCCUCCCCCCCCCCCCCCCCCCCCCCCCCCCCCUCCGACGCGCGCCUGCAGCUGCUGCGCAAAGUGUCGGGCGCGUUCCGCCCCGGGGUGCUGACAGCGCUGGUGGGCGUGUCGGGCGCAGGUAAGACGACGCUCAUGGACGUGCUGGCGGGGAGGAAGACCGGGGGGUACAUCGAGGGGGACGUGCGCGUGUCAGGGUUCCCCAAGGUGCACGAGACGUUUGCUCACGUGGCGGGGUACUGCGAGCAGAGCGACAUUCACACACCGCAGGUGACGGUGCACGAGAGCCUGCUCUUCUCCGCGUGGCUGCGCCUGCUGGCUGAUGUUGACAAGGAAGUCAGAGAGGAGUUUGUGGAGGAGGUGAUGGAGCUGGUGGAGCUUGAUAGAGCCACGUAG